UGUUCAUAGUGGCAAAUUCAAACUGAACAUGGCGGCUGAGAAAGAAAAUGAGGAAAACAAACAAAACAGAAGGGGAACAGUAUGUAACAUUGUUAUAAGCCAGGAAAUGCAUCAAAGCCAGCCAGUCAUCUUUAACCCAGAUUUCUUUGUGGAGAAAAUGAGGCACGAGAGGCCCCAGGUUUUUACAGAGCUUGUACUGAGUAACAUAAGUCGCCUCAUCGAUUUACCUGGAGCAGAGUUUGCCCAGCUACAGGGAGAGGUGGAGUCCAAGCUACCUGCUUCUACAGGCUUUCUGCGUCUUCCCAGCUUCUUAAAGCGUAAAGAGAAAGGAGUGAUUUUUGGAGCCCCAUUAACCGAGGAGGGCAUUGGCCAAAUUUAUCAGCUUAUAGAGUACCUUGGAAAAAACUUGCAGAUGGAGGGCCUGUUUCGUGUGCCUGGAAACAGCAUCAGACAGCAGGCCUUGAGGGAGAUGCUAAACAGCGGUGCCGAUGUCGACCUGGACACCGGGGAUUACCACCCACACGAUGCUGCCACGUUGUUCAAAGCCUUUCUCGGAGAGCUGCCCGAGCCGCUGCUGACCCACCGGCAUUAUCUUGCGCAUCUCAAAAUAGCAGAAAUGACAUUAUUUGAUGAAAAAGGUAACAAGACGACCGUUCCAAACAAAGAGCGUCAGAUCGAAUCCCUGCAGCUGCUUUUUAUGCUGCUUCCUCCGGGCAACCGCAGCCUCCUCAAACUGCUGCUGGACCUACUCUACCAGACCGCCAAGCAGCAGGACAAAAAUAAAAUGUCAGCUUUUAAUCUGGCACUUAUGUUCGCACCACAUAUCAUCUGGCCCAAAAAUGUUACAGCGAAUGACCUUCAGGAUAAUUUAAAUAAGCUAAAUAAUGGCAUUGCCUUCCUGAUCAAGCAUUCACAAAAGUUGUUUCGGGCACCAACGUACAUCAAAGAACAUGCACGAAUGCUCUUCACUGGUUCAAAAUCUCCUCAAUCAAAGGAUGACAUGGACCUGUAUGACGGCGCUGUUAGCCGAGGCGCUUUGCCCUCUAAGAGAAGCAGCGAGGAGCCGGAUGGUGUUGGAACAAUGCACACACAGGAAGCUCUGCGCGAGCUCUUCCAACAAGUCAGCAAAAUGCCUGAUUCAGCUAAGAAGAAGAAAAUCAUUCGACAGUUUAACAAGCAGGGAACUCCAGUUCGUGAAAGCUCCAGGCCUCCGAACCCAAAGCAUGGUCGUUCCCGGUCCUUCGGAGGCCUCAUCAAGAAAAAAGUUUUGGGACACCACAGUACAAACGACCGUGCUGGAACUGGGACAAACAUAACCAAAGAGGUGCCCAAAGGCAAUGAUUCAUCAUCCCUAAAACAGACCCUCCUUUCACCUGCCCAGCAUUCCAGUUUAAGCAUUUAACUUUAUUAUUUUGGAUUGUUUUACACAGUAUUUAUUUAAACUUAACAAACAAUAGAUGGUUUCUAUGCAAACACACUUUUAUCGAAGGCAGUUUCUACUUGAGUUAGGUUUUUAAAUAGUGUAUUUGUCUGUGAAAGAGAGAAAUUAACAUUGCAUUAAAAUUUUCUCUAAAUAAGCACCCGGCUGUUACUAAGAGAGGUCAAGUAUGGAAUAUGUACCUAGAAAGUUUGAGCAUGUGUUGUUAAAGGUGGACCUGCUAAUUCAGAAGGUAAUGAAUAGAUUACGUCUGUAAAUUCAGGAUACUGUCGUAAGGGGUGAAUUUUACAUAGUUCACAUAUACAACAAUACACAUUGAUUCAGUUCUUCUUGAAUAUGUUUUAAACUUUGAAAAUAUACAUCCGGCAACUUGGGAUUAUUUAUUUGCUGGUAUAAAAGGUUUUGGGAUGUGAUUUCUGUCAUGGCUUUCUAAUUUCUUGUUAGUAUUUAUGGUUACUAUAACUGGGGACUAUAACUGGGCACACGUUAAAAAGUACCAUUGAUGUCAUAGUUGAAAUACUUGUCGUCUUUGUGGUUUGCAAAGGAAAUCCAAACUAUUACAGAAUGCUGUGAAUUAUCUGCAGUCAGGUGUGUUACAUUACAUUUGCACAGCAGUCUCUUAGCCUGGCUGUACACAGUGGUACCUGGGUUACAGUGGCUUCUAAUCCAGGACAAUUUUUUUGUAUUUUGUUUAUACAUUUUUUCCCGACUUUUCUCCUCUCCACUAAUGCCGAUCCCCACUCUGAUUGAGGAGAACAAAGCUAACCCACACCCCCUCCGACACGUGGGCAGCAGCCGUAUGCAUCUUUUUAUUUGCACUAGGCCAGUGCUAAUGCUGAGCAGCCCUGUGUACGGAGAGACACACCCUGAAUAACGCACUCCUUCCCCACCCCUGUGCAGGCUCUAUCAAUCAGUUGCAUCAGUUACGAGGAGACCCUAUCCGGCUUACUACUACCCCACCCCUAAAUGAACAACAGGCCAAUCGUUGUUCAUGUUGCCGCUCAGCCCAGCCAGAUGACAGAGCUGUGAUUCGAUACAAUGUAUUCAAGAUCUCGCUGUGCCACCUGAGCGGCCGACAAGAUGGGUUUUAACUGACCCUGGAAAGAAAUCACUUCUCCACUUAAGGUGCAUUCAAACAGAAAAACUUAUUCAGGCACAACAUACGGUCACCAGAUGUAGUCAGUUAUAAUUACUAAAGUAGAAUUAGAAGCCAUGCAACAAGUUAACUAACAUUUUUAAAUGUUAACAUUUUUUUUUUAAGAAUAUUGUGAAUAUUAGUCUAAUUUUGGUUACUUCUGUCUUUAUUUUUUCUUUUAAAUAUGUUUUAUUGUGAUAGAUUUUUGCUUUAUAUGAAAAAGCUUGAGCCUUAACUUUUUUACGCCUAGACCGAUCAGCCAUAACAUUAAAACCACCUCCUUGUUUCUACUCACUGUCCAUUUUAUCAGCUCCACUUACCACAUAGAGGCACUUUGUAGUUCUACAAUUACUGACUGUAGUCCAUCUGUUUCUCAGCAUGCUUUGUUAACCCCCUUUCAUGCUGUUCUUCAAUAGUCAGGACCCCCACAGGACCACUACAGAGUUGGUAUUAUUUGGGUGGUGGAUCAUUCUCAGCACUGCAGUGACACUGACAUGGUGGUGGUGUGUUAGUGUGUGUUGUGCUGGUAUGAGUGGAUCAGACACAGCAAUGCUGCUGCAGUUUUUAAACACCUCACUGUCACUGCUGGACUGAGAAUAGUCCGCCAACAGCGACCCGUGGGCAGCGUCCUGUGACCACUGAUGAAGGUCUAAAAGAUUACCAACUCAAACAACAGCAAUAGAUGAGCUACAAGGUGGACCAACCAGGUAGGAGUGUCUAAUAGAGUGGACAGUGAGUGGACACGGUAUUUAAAAACUCCAGCAGCGCUGCUGUGUUUGAUCCACUCAUACCAGCACAACACACACUAACACACCACCACCAUGUCAGUGUCACUGCAGUCCUGAGAAUGAUCCACCAUUUAAAUAAUACCUGCUCUGUGGGGGUCCUGACCAUUUGAAGAACAGCAUGAAAGGGGGCUAACAAAGCAUGCAGAGAGUCAGUAAUUGUAUGGUAAGUGGAGCUGAAUGGACAGUGAAUGUAGAAACAUGGAGGUGGUUUUAAUGUUAUGGAUGAUCAGUGUAUAUUUUAAGUGUGAAUAUUUGAGUCUUUACUGCUGGUCUUAAUUUUUUAACUGUGACCUUUAUUACUGAAACCACUGUUUAUUAUUUCCAUUCUUACAUAAUUUACUACUGUUUUAUUUGGGUUUCUGUAUUUAUUUCAUUUAAUAUUUUAACAUGCCUUGGUGCUUUUAUUAUUUACUUUUCAUUUCUAUUUUUCUUUUCAUGUAGUGUUUUUUUUUAACCUUUUACCCCCCCAUACUCCAAUGUUAUCAGUUAUAAAAGCUAAUCAACAUGCUUGUUCGGGUAAAGUAUGUGCAGGUAUACGUGCAGAUGGAUCAGUACUACUGUGUCUUGGUUUAUGUGGAAAAGGCAUUACUGCAUUGUGCAAUUAUAUCUGCUUGUGACAUUAAAUCAAAAACAUUUCUAACACCA
Trichomycterus rosablanca is the source of this 4006-nucleotide messenger RNA. RefSeq names its product Rho GTPase activating protein 19 (gene arhgap19). NCBI's taxonomy places the organism in Eukaryota, Metazoa, Chordata, Actinopteri, Siluriformes, Trichomycteridae. The record is from RefSeq and is a predicted model, not a curated record. Bases 29 to 1402 code for a protein of 457 amino acids. Gene Ontology annotation, molecular function: GTPase activator activity. Gene Ontology annotation, cellular component: cytoplasm. The transcript has 11 exons. Gene Ontology annotation, biological process: signal transduction; regulation of small GTPase mediated signal transduction.